Molecule: messenger RNA, 213 nt
Organism: Caenorhabditis remanei
Lineage: Eukaryota; Metazoa; Nematoda; Chromadorea; Rhabditida; Rhabditidae
Exons: 1
Coding region: 1-213 (70 amino acids)
Source: RefSeq, a predicted model, not a curated record
AUGUCUGAAACCAGCGAAGUUCCACUCCCAAUGGAUUCUUUUGAUCCACCACCACCACCACCUCCAAGUUCACCAAAUGUUCCAUCAGUUGAUAAAGUCCCUUAUCCACAAACCAUUCCACUUUUGGAAGAUGCUUUCAAGAAUCUGACUCUUGUUGGUACUAUCAAACUCUACAAAGAUUAUUCUGGAAACCUUCACAUUGCUUCUGGGUGA